Ceutorhynchus assimilis (cabbage seed weevil) is the source of this 3936-nucleotide messenger RNA. Lineage: Eukaryota; Metazoa; Arthropoda; Insecta; Coleoptera; Curculionidae. The record is from the annotation of a GenBank genome assembly.
AUGACCAUGUCACUGCAGGCGAUGGCUCUAGUGGCCAUCACAAUUUUAUCAUCAGCGAAAUCAGAUACAGUUUCGGUGAUACCACACGAUGCGCAUCCAGGUUACAGCGUAAAAAAGUUCAACGAACACUACACUCUAGUCAAUUCUAGCUUUAGCGAAUUCUUCACAAUGCUGCAGGACGGCUCUAUAAUGACUGUUAGCGAUGUGAGUCCUUUAAAGGAUCGACCCGUGGAUCUUUUAGUUUUGGAGAACGAUGGUAAUUGCACCAAAAAGCAUAAAGUACAAUUGUAUGUUUUGGAUAGGAGCAAUAUGUUGCAAUUCAAGGACGAAAGCGAGGAAAUUGUUGGAAGAGUUUUCGAGAAUCAACCUACUGGAACUAGAAUAGCUGGGCUAAGCCUUACCCAAGCUUCUGGAAGCCACAACUUUCCAGUUACUUAUAGUAUUAUUGCUGGAAAUGUUGAGCAAGCUUUUGAGCUGAGAAACAGUAUUACUGGAGAAAAUAUGCCAAAUAUUACUGUGGAUAACUCGGGAGGAGUUUACAUUGUUACAGCUCAAGUUUUGGAUAGAGAAAUCAUGGCCAGAUAUGUGCUCACCAUCCAAGCAAGCGACUCUAAUGGCAUAAAUAAAGCUGUAACAAAUAUAGUCAUAGAGGUGCAAGAUGAGAACGAUAACAGUCCAGUGUUCACGCAAAAAGUCUACAGAUUUAUUGUUGGAGAUGAUAGUUUGGAAGGUGACAAUGUCACUACGAACUGGAAACGAUUCUCAUCAAUAGGCAAAGUAGAAGCCACAGAUGCCGAUGGCGACAAAGUAGCCUACAAACUUGUGACUCCGACGAGUUUCCUAGUGAUCGUGCCUCAAACCGGUGAUCUUUUGCUUGCUUUGGAGCCUAUCGAGGAAGUUGAAUUGGAACUGGUGGUCGAGUCGCACGAUUUGAGGAUGCCUAGUAGGACGUCACCUAGACCGGCGCAAGUAAUUUUCCAUUUUAAGCCUCCCGAGGAUAGUGCCGAUUUGGAUUUGCAGACUUUGGAAGAAGAUCAUAUUCUUCAUCGUGAAAAACGUCGAGUGACUCGUGCAGUUCGUCCAACAAAACGAAUCGAAUUCAAGGAAACCGAAGGAGAGACUGAAGGCCGUGUCGUGUUUCAAUUGGAAAAGGAAACUGAAAAGGAAACUUUUAAAAUCAGAGACGAAAACAGCUGGGUUAUCGUCGAACCAAAUGGUUCGGUCAAAGUAAGAAAGAAGUGGGACUAUGAGGAACUGGGCCCAGAGAAAACCAUUGAUUUUUGGGUGACGAUUACUAAUGCUGAAAAAGGAGAUACUGAUAAUCAGCGUGUCAUAAUCCACGUACGUGACGUCAACGACGAACCGCCCUAUUUUAUUAACCGCCCUUUACCUAUGCAAGCUGUGGUGCAACUAAACGCACCCCCAAACACCCCCGUUUUCACCCUGCAAGCCCGAGACCCUGACACCGAUCACAACAUCCACUACUUUAUCGUUCGAGAUAGAACUGGGGGACGCUUUGAAGUUGACGAAAGAUCCGGUGUGGUCCGAACUCGAGGCACUGACCUGUUCCAGCUGGACAUGGAAUACGUUUUAUAUGUGAAAGCGGAAGAUCAAAAUGGUAGAUUGGACGAGAGACGGUUCCAGAGUACACCGGAAGAACGGCUUUCGAUUGUUGGCGGUAAAAGGGCGCCACAAUUUUAUAUGCAGAGCUACGAAGCUGAAAUACCAGAAAACCAGAAAAAGGAUUCGGAUAUUAUUUCUGUCAAAGCAAAAUCUUUCGCCGACAGAGAGAUUCGUUACACUCUGAAAGCACAAGGUCAAGGAGCGGGAACUUUCAAUAUCGGUCCAACAUCAGGUAUAGUGAAAUUGGCCAAGGAGUUGGAUUUUGAGGAUCUUAGGCAGCCUCACGUCUAUUCUCUGGUUGUUACUGCUACGGAGGAUUCUGGAGGGUUUUCUACUUCUGUUGAGUUAACAAUCAGAGUUACGGAUGUGAACGAUAAUGCGCCCAAAUUUGAGCUUCCGGAUUAUCAAGCUCAUAAUGUAGAUGAAGAUAUUCCUCCAGGUACAUCAAUUCUCAAAGUCAAAGCCAUGGACGCUGAUUCUGGCACCAACGCAGAAAUCGAAUAUUUAGUCUCCGAUGAUCAUUUUAGCGUGGACCCUAGCGGCAUUAUCAGCAAUAACAAACAAUUGGAUGCUGAUAAUAAUAAUGCUUACUAUGAAUUUGUUGUUACUGCCAAGGACAAGGGAGAACCACCCAAAACUGGUACCGCAACGGUUCGAGUAUACACUAAAAACAAAAAUGACGAAGAGCCCAAGUUCUCCCAACAAGUGUACACCCCUAAUGUCGAUGAGAACGCUGGACCCAAUACUUUGGUGACUACGGUUGUGGCAUCUGACAAGGACGGCGAUAAUGUACGAUUCGGAUUUGUUGGUGGUGGAACAAGUUCAGGCCAGUUUGUCAUAGAAGAAAUAACCGGCGUAAUUCGUCUACACUCGAAACCAAUUUCGCUGGACCGUGACAAAUACGAACUGAACGUAACAGCAAUGGACGAUGGCGCUUGUUGCGUCAAUGGCGAUUCGACAAUACACACUAGCACUGCUGUUGUGGUUGUAUUUAUUACGGAUGUUAACGAUAAUAAGCCCAUAUUCAAGGAUUGCGGAACGUAUUAUCCUAAAGUUGAAGAAGGAGCACCGAACGGGUCUCCUGUGAUUAAGGUCCAUGCAACUGAUGAAGAUAAAGGUGUUAAUGGGCAAGUUAAAUAUUCUAUUGUCCAGCAGCCUAACCAAAAAGGCACCAAAUUUACGGUUGAUGAGGAAACUGGUGAAGUUUCCACAAAUAAAGUAUUCGAUAGAGAAGGAGAUGAUGGAAAAUUCGUGUCAGUUACCGUUAAAGCUACAGAUCAAGGAGAACCAAGUUUGGAGGGGAAAUACGUCGAAAACGUCAAACAAGAUGCCAGCAUAGGCACAAACAUACUCCGCGUUUCAGCUUCUGAUGAAGAUGCUGACAAUAACGGAGCCAUUGUUUAUACAUUAAACGCUGGCUCGAAUCCUGCUGAUCUCGAGUACUUUGAAAUCCAACCCGAAAGCGGCUGGAUAGUGUUGAGGAAACCUUUGGACAGAGACAGGUACAGAUUGCGUGUGCGCGCAUCCGAUCGGGGAGUGCCGCCAUCUUACGCCGACGUCGACAUCGAAUUAGACGUGGUCGACCGCAACAACAAGCCGCCACUAUGGGACAGAGAUACAUUAAGCCCCAUCCACAUUAAAGAAAAUGUCACAGUGGGGACUGUGGUCACAUCGGUCAAGGCCAGCUCUGGAAUUGAAAACAAUCCGACAGUAUUCUACCGGUUGAUGCCUGGAUCUACAGCUCAAACCAACAAAUUCCAUACCUUCUAUCUACAGCAAAGACCCGAUAAUGGAUUCACGUGGGCCGAUAUUAAAGUUAACCAUCCACUGGACUAUGAAAAUAUCAAGGAAUAUAAUUUGACUAUUCGUGUUGAGAAUAAUGGCAUUCAACAACUCGCAUCUGAAGCAAUAGUUUAUAUUCAGCUAGAAGAUGUCAACGAUGAAAUACCGCUUUUCACUGAAAGAGAACAGGAGACUGUACUGGAGGGUGAACCGAUUGGAACUAAAGUUACUCAGGUCAAUGCUAUUGACAAGGAUGGCACUUUUCCUAAUAAUCAGGUUUACUAUUAUAUUGUGGAUUCUCCAAGAAACGAAGGCAAAGAUUUCUUUGAAAUUAACAAAGAAACAGGAGAGGUAUUCACCAAAGUAGUUUUCGAUAGAGAAAAGCAAGGAGCGUACGCUUUGGAAGUUGAAGCCAGAGAUGGAGCACCAUCUGCUAGACCUAACAGCGAUAACGAACCAAAUUCAGAGUCUGAAGAUUUUCAAUCAAGUAAAGCUGAAUUCCGUGAAAUAGAACAAUGUUAUUUAUCAUAA